AUGACGCGCAAUGAUUCCAUGCUAGCCACUGUUGCAACCGGCCUGACUGUUAUUGCAUUGUGUUCCAUCCCAUCGGCCACCAGCUUCGUUCUGCAACUCAGUAAGAAGGAGAAGAAGACAAAUGAGAUUUACGAGGACCGCGAUGGCAAGGCUACGGCCGAGUCGAUGGAGGCCUUCUCGGCCAGGGUGCCAAAGGCUCUCAUCCUCCUGUUUGCCUCGGUCGGCACCGGCCUAUCUGUCGCUCUCGGUAUUCUCUCAACCUCGGACGAGGAACUGGCCCUAGAGAACUGGCUGAGUGUGGGAGCUUGGGCUGCCCUCCUGUUUCAGGCUGUUGUGAUUGCCUCGAGCAGGAAGUUCGUCCAGGCCUACAACCUCGGCAUCUAUACUUUCUUCUCGUCCGUGGUCCUUGCAGGCAUUCUCCUAACUCAGGGCACCGCCGUCGCCGAGCUGGAUCUGUAUAACCACCCAGCCUCAUUCGCGCUCCGGGCUAGCGAGCUCGCGCUUGCCGUUUUUCUCGCCUUCGCCGGCCUGGCCAUCCCCAGGAGGCCCGACGUCUUCUACAAUGGCCAGCUCGUCGAUCAGAUGUACACGGUCACAGCCUUCAGCCGCUUCCACUUCAGCUGGGCGCUCAGUGUCCUCGGCGUCGCUAGGAGGAAAAAGACUCUCGAUAUGGCCGAUCUCGCGCGGCCUAACCAGUACACCCGCGCAGACGCCGUGACAGAUGACUGGAAGAGUCACGAUUUCACUCAGCCUCUGUGGGUGUCACUGGUCCUUGCCCACAAGCGGGAGUUUGCCCUGCAGUGGAUUUUGACCCUUGGCACCUCGAUCCUCAACUUUGCUCCGCAGUGGGUCAUCCUCCAACUCCUGAGGAUCCUCGAGGCCAGGCAUGGCGACGACCAAAAAUAUGAGCUAGAUGUCUGGGUCUGGGUCGUCUGGCUCGGCGUGGCCAUCAUUGCCCAGUCCUGGCUCGAGUCAUACGUGUUCUGGAUGUCCUGGUCCGAGUUGGCCAUUCCCAUUCGGGCACAGUUGGCCUCUCUCAUCUUUGAAAAGGCUAUGAGGAGGAAAGAUGUCAAGGGUAGUGGAUCGUCGUCCAAGAAAGCUCAGGUUAGCGAGUCGCCAGAAGCUACCGUGGGACAAACCACGGCGUCAGACACACCCGAGGUGGACGAAGCGACGGAGCUCAAAAAGACAAAGCAGAGUACCGUGAAUCUGAUCGGCGUGGACGGGAAGAGAGUCUCGGAUUUCUCCUCUUUCCAGAAUAUGUUUCCUGGCAGUAUCUUCAAGCUGGUCGUGUCUCUUACUUUUCUCGUCCAUCUACUGGGGUGGAAGGCUCUCCUAGCCGGCUUCCUUGCCAUGUUCGCCAUCCUGCCUUUCAACAUCUACUUCUCCAAGAAAUACGCCGCUGCUCAAGACCGCUUGAUGAAGGUCCGUGACGAGAAGAUGGAGGUCGUCACGGAAGCGUUGCAAGGGAUCCGCCAGAUCAAGUUCUCAGCCCUGGAGCCAGAGUGGGAGGAUAAAGUUAAUGCAGUCCGAGAGCGAGAGUUGAAAAGCGUCUGGGAGGUCUUCAUGUGCGACACGGCACUGAUUGGCUGCUGGAUCACCAGCCCCAUCUUGCUGGCAGCCAUAUCUCUGGCCGUCUACGCCGUCCUGACCGGAUCGCUCCUACCAUCCGUUGCGUUCGUCAGCCUCGGCGUCUUCAAGGCUCUUGAAGUCACCCUCUCUGUUGUCCCAGAACUGACAACCGACCUCUUGGAUUCCUGGGUUUCCCUCAAGAGAAUUGAAGAGUAUCUGAACUCCCCCGAGGUCUCCGCCGUCGCCAAAAGCGGCCCAGAGGUGGCUUUCGAGGGCGCCACGAUUGCCUGGCCGGCCGAUGAGGAGAUUGAAGAUAGCGAACGGUUCAUCCUUCGGGAUGUCACCGUGACCUUCCCCAAGGGAGAGCUGUCUGUGAUAUCGGGGAAGACCGGAACAGGCAAGAGCCUGAUGUUGUCGGCAAUCUUGGGAGAAGCAGACGUGCUCGGUGGCAAUCUUUACAUCCCGAAAGCACCGCAGCUCCACGACCGGCACGACAGCAAGGCAAACAAGGCGAACUGGAUCAUCCCUGGUGCCAUCGCAUACGUUGCGCAGAUACCCUGGAUCGAGAACGCCAGCAUCAGAGACAACAUCCUCUUUGGACUCCCCUUUGACGAGGAUCGGUACGCCAAGACGGUCAGUGUGUGUGCCCUGAAGAAAGAUUUGGUGAUGCUUACAGACGGAGAGCACACCGAGAUCGGGGCGAAUGGCAUCAAUUUGAGUGGAGGCCAGAAGUGGCGAGUAACUCUUGCUCGGGCGAUAUACUCGAGGGCCGGCAUCCUGGUUUUGGACGACAUCUUCAGCGCCGUCGAUGCCCACGUUGGCCGGCAUAUCUUCGAGAAGUGCCUCACUGGCGAGCUAGCUACCGGGAGGACGAGAAUCCUGGUCACGCACCACGUCGCCCUUUGCGAGUCCAGGACCAAGUAUCUCGUGGAGCUGGGCGAUGGCGGAGUCAUGCACGCUGGCUUGCUUUCGGACCUACAGGAAGACGGCACGCUAAUGAAAAUCAAGAGCCAUGAGCAGACAGCUGAGGAAAUCGAGGCUGACGAAGUCCCGACCGCGGUCAAUUCUGAUGAUUCCAUUGAUGGGGAAGAAGGCGUGACCGGUGACGACGUGACUGGCGACACCUUAAAGAAGGUGGACUCCAAGUCGGCUGCUCGUAAGUUUGUAGAAGAGGAAACCCGAGAGCAGGGCGCGGUCCGGAAGCAUGUUUAUGCCACAUAUCUGCAAGAUAGCGGCGGGUGGGGGUUCUGGAUUGUCGCACUCUUGAUCUACCUGGUUGUUCAGACUUUUACAAUAGGGCGCUCUUGGUGGCUCCGGAUUUGGACUGGCGAAGACGUGAGAGAAAGCGUCAACGCCCUGCAAACUUUGGAUGCCUCGAGCGAGCGCGGGUAUGCCUACGCUUUCGGCCUUCAGCAAACAUCCAUCCAUAGCUCCUCAGGACCUGUUCUCGAGGGCCAUCACGGCCUGACAUUCUACCUCGGCAUCUACGUCGCUUUGUCGAUCGCUUCAUCCCUCAUCGGCACCUUCAAAUUUUUCUACAUCUACCUGGGGUCGGUGCGGGCGAGUCGCAGGCUAUUUGCUAAGCUCAACUUCACCAUUCUCCGGGCGCCUCUCCGGUGGCUCGACACAGUUCCUGUUGGCCGCGUCCUGAAUCGCUUCACCGCAGAUUUCAACGUCAUCGACUCUCAGCUGGCCAACUCGGUAGGGUUUGGCGCCAACGCUUUCCUGAGCUUGCUGGGCGUCGUGGUAGCCAGUCUCUUCGUGUCCCCUUACAUCGUCCUCCUGGCUGCUCUCCUCCUGGUGAUCGCCCUAUACUAUGCUGUUCUCUACCUGAACGGCGCUCGGCCAGUCAAGAGACUGGAGAGUACGACGAAAUCACCAGUGUUUGAGCAGUUCAGCUCCGCUCUUACUGGCGUCGCCACCAUCCGUGGGUUUGAUAAAGCUCAGGUAUACGUGGAACGCAUGUAUCGGAAGAUUGAUGACUACUCAGCGGCAAGCUGGCACCUGUGGUUGUUCAAUCGAUGGAUGGGCUGGAGGAUGGCCCUUGUUGGAUCCCUGUUUGCCUCGUUCGUGUCCAUUCUUAUUCUCUUGACCCCUGGUAUCGACUCCGCCCUGGCCGGCUUCGCGUUGGCAUUCGCACUGGAAUUCUCCAGCUGUGUUAUCUGGACCCUUCGAUUCUAUGCCAACGUAGAACUGAACAUGAACGCGGCCGAGCGUAUCAUCGAGUAUACCGAACUCCCGACCGAGUCUCUGGGCGGGAAGCACCCCCCAGCAGCGUGGCCGACCGAGGGUAGAAUUGAGGUGGACGACCUCGUCGUCGGCUAUGCCCCCGACCUUCCGCCGGUUCUAAAGGGCCUCACCUUCACCGUCAACCGGAAGGAGAGGGUUGGAGUGGUCGGACGCACCGGUGCGGGCAAGUCGUCGCUGACACUUGCUCUGUUCCGCUUCCUGGAGGCGCGAUCCGGAAGCAUUUACAUUGAUGGCCAGGAUAUAUCCAAAAUCAUGCUGCAUGACCUCCGCUCCCGUCUGGCCAUUAUCCCGCAAGAUCCGGUGCUGUUCUCCGGCACAAUCCGGUCGAAUCUCGACCCAUUCGACCAGCACUCUGACGCCGAGCUCCGCGACUGCCUCGAGCGCGUCCACCUCGUCAGCAACUCGGCGCCCACAUCGGGCGACGUGACCCCGACCAACGCCACGGGGCCCAACUCCCCGACCCCGACCGUCGUAGCCAAGAACUCCAACGUGUUCGAAGAUCUCGGCUCGCCUGUGUCCGAGGGCGGGCUCAACCUCUCGCAGGGCCAGCGGCAGCUGCUGUGCCUGGCCCGCGCCAUCGUCAGCCGGCCGCGCGUCAUGGUGCUCGACGAGGCGACGUCGGCCGUCGACAUGCACACGGACGCGCUCAUCCAGCGCAGCAUCCGCGACGAGUUCACCGAGGCCACGCUCCUCGUCAUCGCGCACCGCCUGAGUACGAUCGCGGACUUUGACCGCAUCUUGGUGCUCAGCGACGGGCGGGUGGCCGAGUACGGCACGCCGAGGGAGCUGUGGGAGAAGGGGGCCGAUGAGGGGAUAUUCAGGGGCAUGUGUGAGGAGAGUGGGGAGAGGGAUAAGCUCAGGGGUAUUGUUUUUGGGACUGAGUAG
This is a messenger RNA of Phialemonium atrogriseum, 4707 nucleotides long. Its product is annotated as P-loop containing nucleoside triphosphate hydrolase protein. The record is from RefSeq and is a predicted model, not a curated record. Gene Ontology annotation, biological process: transmembrane transport. Gene Ontology annotation, cellular component: membrane. NCBI's taxonomy places the organism in Eukaryota, Fungi, Ascomycota, Sordariomycetes, Cephalothecales, Cephalothecaceae. The transcript is spliced from 4 exons. The coding region runs from base 1 to 4707 and encodes 1568 amino acids. Gene Ontology annotation, molecular function: ABC-type transporter activity; ATP binding; ATP hydrolysis activity.